UCGUGGUAGUGAUCAAAGUAAACAUGUUCAGUAAAAAUUGCAUCCUAACACGUUAAUAAUAAAUUUUAAAGUAAUUAAUUUAAUAAUAAAAUCAAUGACCACGUUAUUCAAUUAAAAACUAGAAAUAAAUGUAAGUACUGUUAGUUUUCAUAAAUAUUUUUCAAAACCGUUUACACUGUUGCCAUCUUUCACAAAAUAAACCAACCAAACAAACAAAAUUCGAAUCGAGCAUUUUUAUUGGUCAACUACAAACCGUUAAUUCGGCGCGCUAGCAACAAAACCUAACCUCGCAUUUAAACUAUUGCAAGUCACGACGAGAAUCAACCAGCAUGGAAGAAGGAUUAGAGUUUGCUAACAAUGAAGAUUUGGGUGGCAAUCUGGCAAUUAUGGUCGCUUAUUACGAACUGCACCUGAUUUUGCGUGUGAAAUGGGGUAAGGAUCAACACAAUCAACUCUCGAAUAUCCUCAAGAGCAAUCCAUCACAUUUGGCUGCUUGCAUUUGUCAGUGCUUGUCUGUUCAGUACAAUCUCAACGUAUACAACGACCUAUGGACCAAUGUGAAAUUAUUCGUGUUGACAAAGGAGAUCGAUACGGCACAGCUGGGACCUGUUGCGUAACAUGGGAUGACCAAAUCCCCCGCGGAAGGAAAGGAAUAUUUUCGGGAUUACUGGGUGGACUUGGUUUUGGUGCUGGAGUAAGUGGAUACUUAAAUGACAGUAAAGGGCGCAACAUUAAGGGUGGACUUGGAGGAACAAUUGGUAUUGGACUAGGCGGUGGUGGAGAUGAUGACCCUCCACCACCAUCGGUAGUACCUGUACCAGUAGCAGUACCAGGUCCAGCAGCAGUGGUACCGGCUGUUCCAGCAGCUUAUCCAUAUGGAUACGUGUCUGGUGCUUAUGGUGCUUAUGGCGCAUCUGAUAGAUCAAGAUAUGUUGUUAACGCAUACUAAAGCAUUGCAAAAAAAUAAAAUAAAAUGAACUAAAGCAUUAAA
This is a messenger RNA of Dalotia coriaria, 991 nucleotides long. RefSeq lists its product as uncharacterized. The transcript is spliced from 4 exons. Lineage: Eukaryota; Metazoa; Arthropoda; Insecta; Coleoptera; Staphylinidae. The record is from RefSeq and is a predicted model, not a curated record. The coding region runs from base 330 to 617 and encodes 95 amino acids.